AGAAAACUUGCAAACUGUAUUAUAGCGUGUAAUGGCCAACCAAAGCUCAAAAUGUUUCUAUUUCUCUACCAUCCUGGUUUUAUUUCUUGCAGGUCAAUUAAUUCAGGUAAAAGGUGAAUGCACAAAAAUUGUGGGUAGAUGUGAUGCAGAAGAUUGUUCUGCGCACUGUAAUUCCUAUGCAAAAGGUGUAAAUGUUUUAGGAACAUCAUGCUCAUUCUUAAACUUAUGCACUUGUACUUUCGAUCGGCCACCACCUGGAGAACCAACACCUACUUGUGUUAUUGGGAUGGGAAUUUGCACUAAUGACUGUAACUAUGAUUGUUGUAACAAAAAGUGUCAAAGUAGAUAUCCUAAGACAGGUAGUGGAACAUGUAUACUUGCUUUUGAUCAGGAUCUUUGCAUGUGUUCAUAUAACCGUUGAGUUUAUAUUUAAUUGAAAUAAAUAUAAAAUAAUACUAGUAGUAGGAAGAGUUUAAUUUUCAUGAAAUUGUCAUUUCAAUGUG
Vicia villosa (hairy vetch) is the source of this 503-nucleotide messenger RNA. Its product is annotated as defensin-like protein 183. The transcript has 2 exons. Bases 32 to 421 code for a protein of 129 amino acids. Lineage: Eukaryota; Viridiplantae; Streptophyta; Magnoliopsida; Fabales; Fabaceae. The record is from RefSeq and is a predicted model, not a curated record.